This is a messenger RNA of Argiope bruennichi, 2035 nucleotides long. RefSeq lists its product as uncharacterized. NCBI's taxonomy places the organism in Eukaryota, Metazoa, Arthropoda, Arachnida, Araneae, Araneidae. The transcript has 11 exons. Gene Ontology annotation, biological process: cobalamin transport. Gene Ontology annotation, molecular function: cobalamin binding; protein binding. Bases 87 to 1817 code for a protein of 576 amino acids. The record is from RefSeq and is a predicted model, not a curated record.
UUUUUCUUGUGCAUGAUCACAGUCUUAUAACGUACGUUUGAUUUUCGACUCUAAAUCAAUUCGUGUUGUACAAAGAUUUUCAAAUAAUGGGUCUUUCGAAGUUCCUUGCCAUAUUUUCUUUGUUAUUGCUGAGGAUAUUUCAUAUUGCUCUAAGUGAGUCAUGUUACCAAUUAACAGACGAUUCUGGAACUAUCUAUGAUGACACAAAAGCGUACAGUUACUUUUAUUGUUGGGAAAUAACUAUUCCGUCAAACAGUUAUGUACAACUCAGCAUGGAAUCAUUUUGGAACUCUAGAACGGAUUGCUCUUAUUCCAAAGUGGAAGUCUCUAUUGCAAAUUAUAGAAAUGAUACCUUCGUUUUCUGCCCAGGUGUGUCUCAGUGGCAACCGAUUUUAGCAUUUAACGAUGUCACGGUGACACAUUACAUAAAUUCAGGAAGUUACGUUACCAGCAAAUUUUCGAUGAAUUACCGACUAGAAAACUUCCUUUGCUAUCAGAGAAACGUCUUUAGAUGUUACGAUGGCGCAUGCGUUCCUUUCUCUCAAGUGUGCAAUGGAAUUGAAGACUGUCCUGACGGAAGCGACGAGGAGAGCUGCGAAACUGGAGUGGAUGCAAUCGCUGGAGUGGAUGACAGUAGACUAAAUGGAACGCGGUGGCUGAUGGAAAAGUGGUCGCCAACAUUAGGUUGGCAAGAGAACACUCACAGGGGAGUUAUAGCUUUGCACUUAGGAACCGAAAGAAAUGCUACAAUUAUGGACCUAAAAAGAAAACUAAUGGUGAAACAGUUGGAGGUCCAAACUCUUGCUUCUUUGUUAAGAAACGAUACGGAUCUACUAACCGCAAACCAACUAAGCAUGUUCGUUAAUGCCCUGACCAUCUCCUGCCAAAAUCCGCACAACUUCCAUGGCUUUGACUUGGUCAAAAUGCUGGAGGAAAAAGUUGAUAUUUCUUCUCUAACUACUCAACCAGUGGCUUACCUCGCCAUUUGCAAUGCCGGUGCUACCCUACCAGUUAAUGCGACCAGUGAUCUUUGCAGCAUUUUGAGCAGUAAUUCAGAAUAUCCGUUUCUUUUAGAUGUCCAAGCUGCAGCUGUCAUGGCUCUGUCAUGUAUACGAGCCAAUCAGCAGGACGACUCCAAUUCUUCCUCUCUCUAUACUGAUUAUGAAGAAGCCUUGAAAAAACUCAAGCAGCUUCAGCUUGAAGAUGGAAGUUUUGGAAAUAUCUAUACAACUGCAAUAGUCACACAAGCACUUUUAUCCGCUGGCGAGGAAAAGAGCAAAGAUUGGAAACUUGAGGCAGCAGUCAAUCAUUUAAUGAGAUAUUUGAAUUCGUCGAGUGUUGAUUUUUUGGCGACAUAUUUGAUUCUACCUAUUUUAAACGGCAAAAGCCUAUCGGAUAUUGGAAACAUUAACUGUUCUGUUGGUCUGCAGCAAGAAUCGAAUGGUGAUACAUUAUCUGAAGUGAAAAAUAAACUCGGACCCAAAAUGCGAGUCCAGUAUUCCCUCUACAUAGGCGACGAGAGGGAUAUAGUUCACACCAUAUCACUUCGAACACCUGCAAAUAUAACGGUGUUUGAGAUUAUGCAGCUGGCAGAAGAGGUGGAUCCCAAAUACAAAUUUCAAUGGAAAAAAAUGGGAGAAAAAUUGUACAUUUACGAUAUAGCCGGUAUUAUCAACGAUUUUGAAAACGGUCUGUUUUGGCUGCUUUACGUUGGAAAAGAUGCCAAUUCAAUAAAUCAAGCCACAGAAAGUCCAGACCAAGUGAUUGUAUAUGAUGGAGCCCAGAUAAUUAUGUGGUACAAGAAGACUCAUAUAUGAUUAUUUUAUCAAUACUAAUUUCAAUAUUGGUUUUUCAUCGUUAUUCGAAACAUUUAUGUAAUAUUUGCAAUAGAUUGUUUAAAUAUCGCUGGAGAUUUCAGCAUUUCAAUCAUAACUGUCAUUUUGUUCAGAAACAAAGGAGUGGAAAAUACGGAAUUGCAGACGAUUCUGCGUUUUUCAAAGUACUCAUAGACCCACAAAAGAGUAGAUAAACUUUU